ACGUCCACGGUUUCAUUUAACGCACACACAGCGGAACACGGGCAAGUACAGUUUGGUUUCACUCGCUGGCUCCAGGACAUCUCCGCACCGUCUGGACUGGUUGACAUCAGCGCACCUGAGGAUCUCCCUGUCCCCGAUGUAGAGGGAGUUUCCAUCAGCAGCAGUCGUGUACACAGUUUCUGUGCUGCCCAGUGAAGCCUCCCACCAUGCGUGAGUACAAGCUCGUUGUGCUCGGAUCAGGAGGUGUGGGGAAAUCUGCGCUGACAGUCCAGUUUGUUCAGGGAAUAUUUGUGGAGAAGUACGACCCCACCAUAGAGGACUCUUACAGAAAGCAAGUGGAGGUGGACGGGCAGCAGUGCAUGCUGGAAAUCCUGGACACGGCUGGAACGGAACAGUUCACAGCCAUGAGGGACCUGUACAUGAAGAACGGACAAGGCUUCGCUCUGGUCUACUCCAUCACAGCACAGUCCACGUUUAACGACCUGCAGGACCUCCGGGAGCAGAUCCUGCGAGUAAAAGACACCGAGGACGAUCAGGUUCCCAUGAUCCUGGUGGGAAACAAGUGCGACCUGGAGGACGAGCGCGUGGUGGGCAAGGAGCAGGGUCAGAACCUGGCCCGUCAGUGGAACAACUGUGCCUUUUUAGAGACUUCAGCUAAAUCAAAGAUCAAUGUUAACGAGAUUUUCUACGAUCUGGUGCGGCAGAUCAACAGGAAAACGCCGAUGGAAAAGAAGAUAAAAAAGAAGUCAGGCUGCACGCUGCUCUGAGAGACUCGGGUGCUCCAGAAACUUGUCUCCAGAUGGAUGAUGCCAGCAUUCCAAGUCCUCUCCCGAGCGUUUUUAGAAAAUGGCUGACCGACAAACCUCACCACUUGUAAACUGGCAGAAGGCACAUACUCUAAAGAAAUAUUCUGCUUUUAAUGACAAAGAAAAUCCACUUCUUUUGUAUCGUCAGCGUGUUGACAACAGUUUUCCUCGUCUCUAAGCUGUCUUUUCUUCUGGAAAUAUUCAUGUAGAAGAGGAGACUGUGGAUUCAGAUCCAUAUAUGGGAACUAAAAAGGUUUUUAUUAAACAGUAACAUCACUUUUUGACGUGACAUUUGAAAUGUUGGUCUUCUUGUACAUUUCUGCACUAACUGUGUCCAUGAAGAUGUCAACAAGUCCUACGUACAGGAUGUGUCUUGGUAACAUCUUUCCUAAGUGACUUUGUUUUAUACUGAGAGCUGCAGGCCUUCCAUAUUUCCCAUAAUAUAUUCUACUUCCAUCUUUGCAUAAUAAAGUCAAAGAAAUGAGUAUUUUACAGACUCGUGGGGGGAACGGGUGCGUUCUGAUUUGUGUCUUGAAGCUUCAGAUAUAUUGUACUAAACCACAUCUAAUAUGGCUUCUACCCUGUCACAGAUGAUUUCCAGCUUUUAUGAAUGAUUAAAUUUUAGUACAUUUUCAUUA
This is a messenger RNA of Nematolebias whitei (Rio pearlfish), 1444 nucleotides long. RefSeq names its product ras-related protein Rap-1b. Gene Ontology annotation, molecular function: GDP binding; GTPase activity; GTP binding. The record is from RefSeq and is a predicted model, not a curated record. Gene Ontology annotation, biological process: negative regulation of synaptic vesicle exocytosis; Rap protein signal transduction; cellular response to cAMP. Lineage: Eukaryota; Metazoa; Chordata; Actinopteri; Cyprinodontiformes; Rivulidae. The transcript is spliced from 9 exons. The coding region runs from base 207 to 767 and encodes 186 amino acids. Gene Ontology annotation, cellular component: plasma membrane.